Messenger RNA from Mollisia scopiformis, 967 nucleotides. RefSeq lists its product as uncharacterized. The transcript is spliced from 2 exons. Lineage: Eukaryota; Fungi; Ascomycota; Leotiomycetes; Helotiales; Mollisiaceae. The record is from RefSeq and is a predicted model, not a curated record. Bases 113 to 967 code for a protein of 284 amino acids.
CUUUGCUCUCAAAGACUUGUCUUAAAUUUUUGAUAAUUAGACGAUUCUAAAAUCGCUCAUAUAUUCAUCCCCGUUGCAAAAUCAAGUACACAUUCACAAGCCUGCUUUAAUCAUGGACUUGGACUCAGAUAUGGAGUAUCAAGUUGUGUCAGAGUCAGACGAUGAGACUGGUUGUUGUGGGAAGAUGAAGAAUUCGCUGAGUGGCAUUAAGUCACAAUUCAAGGUUCACGAAGAAGAGAAUCUGAACUUGCAGUCAAUUGACAAGUAUUUUGUAACCAACAACUUCGUGAGCAUCUUCGUUGGUGACGUCGAGCAGCCGUGGGUGUUGCCAGAAAAACUUCUCUGCGAUCACUCCCCAUUUUUCCAAGCUGCUUUGAAGGGAGGGUUCCAGGAGAGCUGCACAAAGGAAGUUCGCCUCAGGGAAGCCAAUCCCCUCGGAUUUCCGCUUUUUGUGCAAUGGAUUUUGACUAGGCGACUUCGUUGUCCCGAGGAACAUGAUCUUUACGUCGCGGAUGUCGACCAUUGUUUGCCACUUUGCAGUGUCUACGUAUUAGCAGACAUGCUCGACAUGAAGAAACUCGCUAUGCAUGCCGUCGACCAAGUUCGACGGUGUAUGUCUUUGGAUACACGACUUCCAAGUAUUGAAGAAGUGACUUACGUAUAUGAUAACACAAUGGAGGGCUCUUCCAUGCAGGAAUGCUUCGUUGAUGAGAUGGUUGUAGCAUUUCUUUCCAAAGACUCUUUCGCAGAUACGAACAGAGAAAUGCUCUGGAUUGAGGCAGUGGGAGCAAAUCGAAAGUUCCAUCAAGAUGUAAUGGACGCGAUUAAGGAGCAUACUUUGCUGGAGGUGUGCAGUGUCAAGGAGUGCUCCGUGCAUAAGGAUCGUAACGGGGUGAGAGCGAGGAGAUUGGUACUUGAAAGGAGGAAGCAAAGGCAGUGUAAAGGCUUGGGGAUUCGGCAUGUUUGA